ACAGAUAAGGCUAAAGACAGCCAUGAAGUCCAAACCGAGCCCAUAUUGAACUUUUGGAAUAAUAAGAUGGUGCCGCCUCCUCCAGAUUGAUCGGGAAUUCUUCACCUUCCUUCUAUCGCUUCAUUAUGGCCCCGGGCAUCGUGAUAGAACCAGAUCCUGCCGUGCAGCAAGACGUAGCACGUAGCUUGUCCACCGUGACGGGCAAGUAUGACGACACCCUGCGAUUCUACCUGAAUGGGACUAAGGUGGUCCUGGACGAUGCGGACCCGGAGGUUACCCUGCUGGAGUACCUGAGGGGGAUUGGGCUUACAGGAACGAAGCUGGGAUGUGCUGAGGGGGGCUGCGGGGCUUGCACGGUGGUGAUCUCACAAUACAACCCCACCACCAAGAAGAUAUACCACGCCUCAGUCAAUGCUUGCCUAGCUCCGCUGGUGAGCGUAGAUGGCAAGCAUGUCAUCACCGUCGAAGGCAUCGGCAGCGUGAAAAGGCCUCACCCCGCCCAAGAGCGCAUUGCAAAGUUCAAUGGCAGCCAAUGUGGUUUCUGUACCCCUGGCAUUGUUAUGAGUCUCUAUGCUUUGCUUCGAAACCACACUGAUCCGACUGAGCACGAUGUGGAAGAAGCUUUCGACGGCAACUUGUGCCGAUGCACCGGAUACAGACCCAUCCUUGACGCCGCUCAAACCUUCAGUGCUUGUGGCAAGUCUAGUGCCAAAGGAGGAAGUGGGUGCUGCAUGGAGAAAGGAGGCUCAGGGGGUUGCUGCAGAGCAGAUGGCGCCGAUGGCAUCAACGGAGACAGCGAACCGAAGAAGAGAUUUACACCCCCUGGCUUCGUCGAAUACAACCCAGAAACCGAACUCAUCUUCCCUCCGGCCCUCCGUAAACACGAAUUCAAAGCCCUGGCCUUUGGCAACAAGCGGAAGCGAUGGUACCGACCGGGCACAUUGCAGGAGCUUCUCGAGAUCAAGAGCGUAUAUCCCUCCGCAAAGAUCAUCGGUGGAAGCACUGAGACACAGAUCGAGGUGAAGUUCAAAGCGAUGGACUAUUCAGUGUCAGUGUUUGUUGGAGAUAUCCCCGAGUUGAGACAGUACUCACUCGAAAAAGACUAUUUGGAGAUUGGCGGCAAUGUCAUCCUGACUGACCUUGAGGAUAUUGCAAAGGAGGCGAUGAAGCAUUACGGCGAAGCAAGAGCCCAACCAUUUGCUGCCAUCCUCAAGCAACUGCGGUACUUUGCUGGAAGACAGAUCCGAAAUGUUGGAACACCCGCGGGCAACCUCGCGACUGCGUCACCCAUCUCUGACCUCAACCCAGUGUUCGUCGCAUCGAACGCGAUUCUCGUCGCGAAGUCGUUGGACAAGACGGUUGAAAUCCCCAUGUCCGAAUUCUUCAAAGGCUAUCGUGUAACCGCACUUGCACCUGAUGCCGUCAUUGCGAGCAUUAGAAUACCCGCUGCGCAAGAGAAGGGCGAGUACCUACUCGCAUACAAGCAGGCCAAGAGGAAAGAUGACGAUAUCGCCAUUGUCAACGCCGCCCUACGCGUCACGAUCAAUGAUGCAUAUGUUGUUGACAGCGUUGACUUGGUCUACGGUGGUAUGGCCCCGACCACUGUCGCUGCGAAGAAUGCGAAGGAGUUCCUCACUGGCAAGGAAUGGACGGAUCCUGCUACCCUCGAAGGGGUCAUGAAUGCUUUAGAGCAAGACUUCGACCUUCGCUUUGGUGUACCUGGAGGCAUGGCAACCUACCGCAAGACGCUUGCGCUAAGCUUCUUCUACAAGUUUUAUCAUGAGGUCAUGAAUGAGCUGAAGGAUCAAGAAGCGGAAGUCGAUAAGGAGGCGAUUGGAGAAAUUGAACGGAUGAUAUCGACCGGACAAAAAGACCACAAAUCAAGUAUCGCCUAUGAGCAGACACAUCUCGGAAAGGAGCGGACGCAUGUUGCGGCGAUGAAACAAAGUACAGGCGAAGCACAAUACACCGAUGACAUCCCAGUGCAAAAGAACGAGCUCUAUGGCUGCUUGGUGCUCUCCACCAAGGCUCAUGCCAAAUUACUCAAGGUUGACCCUUCUCAUGCUCUUGAUUUACCCGGAGUGUACGCCUGGGUGGACCAUAACGAUUUGCCGAACCCCGAAGCCAACUGGUGGGGUGCGCCCAACUGCGACGAAGUCUUCUUCGCCGUCGACGAGGUCUUCACUGCCGGUCAGCCGAUCGGUGUCAUCCUCGCAGACAGCGCGAAACGAGCCGAACACGCGGCCCGGGCGGUCCAGAUCGAGUAUGAAGACCUUCCUGCCAUCUUCACGAUCGAGGAGGCAAUUGAGAAGGAAAGCUACUUCGACCAUUACCGAUAUAUUAAUAAGGGAGACGUGAAUAAGGCGUUUGCUGCGGCGGAUCAUGUUUUCACGGGUGUUGUACGGAUGGGUGGUCAAGAGCAUUUCUACCUCGAAACCAAUGCUUGCGUUGUUGUGCCGAAGCCUGAAGAUGGGGAGAUGGAAGUCUUCAGUAGCACCCAGAAUCCGGCGGAGACUCAAACCUAUGUUGCCCAAGUCACUGGCGUCGAUGCCAACAAGAUCGUGACAAGAAUCAAACGAAUGGGUGGCGGCUUCGGAGGCAAGGAGACAAGAUCGAUCCAACUGGCGGGAAUCUGUGCUGCUGCUGCGAAGAAGGCCAACCGACCGGUCCGAUGCAUGCUAAACCGUGAUGAAGACAUAGUGACCUCUGGCCAACGCCAUCCGUUCCUUGCGCGAUGGAAAGUCGCCGUGAACAAUGACGGCAAACUCCAGGCGUUUGAUGCCGACGUAUUUUCCAAUGGUGGCUGGAGCCAAGAUCUCAGCGGUGCUGUCGUCGACAGAGCUCUCUCGCACAGUGAUGGCGUCUACAAAAUCCCCAACGUCUACGUGCGAGGCCGUGUCGCGAAGACGAACACCGUCUCAAACACCGCCUUCCGCGGCUUCGGCGGACCUCAGGGCCUGUUCAUCGCGGAGUCCUACAUGUCCGAGGUCGCGGACCAUCUCAAGAUGCCAGUGGAGAAGCUGCGGGAAAUCAACAUGUACAAGCGUGGCGAUGCCACACACUUCAACCAGGAGCUCAAAGACUGGUAUGUACCGCUCAUGUACCAGCAAGUACAGGAAGAGUCGGACUACUGGCGCCGCAAAAAAGCCGUCGAGGAGUUUAACAAGACUCACAAAUGGAACAAGCGCGGGCUGGCUCUCAUCCCCACCAAGUUCGGCAUCUCCUUCACCGCCCUCUUCCUCAAUCAAGCCGGCGCGCUCGUCCACAUCUACCAUGACGGUUCCAUCCUCCUCGCCCACGGCGGCACCGAGAUGGGCCAAGGCCUGCACACCAAGAUGAUCAUGGUGGCAGCGGAGGCGCUCAAAGUCCCACAAGACGCCGUCUUCGUCGCCGAGACGGCCACCAACACCGUCGCCAACACUUCCUCGACCGCCGCGUCCGCCUCGUCCGACCUGAACGGCUAUGCCAUCUGGAACGCCUGCGAGCAACUGAACGAGCGCCUGGAGCCGUAUCGCCAGAAACUCGGACCGACUGCGACGAUGAAGGAGCUCGCGCACGCCGCGUACUUCGACCGCGUGAACCUGUCCGCGCAAGGCUUCUACCGCACCCCGGAUAUCGGCUACGUCUGGGGCCCGAACACCGGGCAGAUGUUCUUCUACUUCACGCAGGGCGUGGCGGCGGCGGAGGUGGAGAUCGACACGCUGACGGGCGACUGGACGUGCCUACGCGCGGAUAUCAAGAUGGACGUCGGGCGCUCGAUCAACCCGGCCGUCGACUACGGCCAGAUCGAGGGCGCCUUCGUGCAGGGGCAGGGGCUGUUCACGACUGAGGAGAUGCUCUGGCAUCGGGGGAGCGGGCAGAUUUUCACGCGGGGACCCGGCGCGUAUAAGAUCCCGGGCUUCCGCGACAUUCCGCAGGAGUUCAAUGUGUCGCUACUCAAGGACGUCGAAUGGGAGAAUCUGCGGACGAUCCAGCGGAGUCGGGGGGUCGGGGAACCGCCACUGUUUAUGGGGAGCGCGGUGUUCUUUGCGAUUCGGGAGGCGUUGACGGCGGCGAGGAAGCAGUUUGGGGAGGAGGAGGUGCUGAGUUUGAGGAGUCCGGCGACGGUGGAGAGGAUCAGGGUUAGCUGUGCGGAUCCGAUUGUGAAGAGGAGUAUGGUCAACGCGGAGGAGGGCGAGAAGAGCUUUUUCGUUUCCAUCUAGAUUGGGAUAUCUUGGUCAGGAUACGAUUUCAGGGAAUUGAAUUGGCCUAUUGGUGAGGGGGGUCCGACACUGUUAUUUGGACUAAAUUUGUUGGAAUAGCUAUGCGUGAAGGGUAUCUCGCAGACAAUCAUUUCGGCAUAAAAUCAUAAACAAAGCUCCCAACGACAA
Molecule: messenger RNA, 4370 nt
Organism: Eremomyces bilateralis CBS 781.70
Lineage: Eukaryota; Fungi; Ascomycota; Dothideomycetes; Eremomycetales; Eremomycetaceae
Product: xanthine dehydrogenase
Exons: 4
Coding region: 126-4202 (1358 amino acids)
Molecular function (GO): xanthine dehydrogenase activity; FAD binding; 2 iron, 2 sulfur cluster binding
Source: RefSeq, a predicted model, not a curated record